AUGGACCAGAGUAAUUAUGUGACAAGGGUAGUCAUACCCAUGAUUUCUGAUCAUGACGCCAUCCUAAUGGAUGUAACACCUCAAUCUGUGACUAGUACCCCGCCUCAUGCGUGGAUGAAAAAUUAUAAGUGCGACAUACGCACUGGCUUGAAUGACCCCUUACGGAUUCUUCGCUUUAAGACUGCUCUAAAUGAAAUUGCCUGGGAUGACAUAAUAGCUAGUAGACCACAGGGUGAGAGUUGUUUCGAUUCCUUUUUUAGCCACCUUCAGGAAGCCCUGGAUACAGUGUUCCCAGUAAAGGAGAAGCGAGCAGCAACCCUGAGUAAGGCGGGUAGGCCUAAACCAAAGAAAAGCGUAGGACCUCGCAUAUCCGAUUGGUACACUCCAACUCUUAGUAGACUCAAGGAGUUCAUGCUGAUGCUACGUGCCAGGGGAGACGAGGCUAGGUAUCUGUUAGCUAAGAAGCUGUAUAAUAAAAGGGUUGAAGAGGCGAAAAGAGCAGGUAAUGUCAAAUUCAUCGAAAAUUCCAACAACCAAUGUAAAGCUGCCUGGGAUGUCAUAAACUCAGUCAAGCCGCCCACACCAGGAAUGCGCUGUGCUGCAAGUCCCGAUGAAUUUAACAACUUCUUUAUUUCAUCAGUCUCAGACAUAGUUACCAGUAUCCCUGAUGCUCCCUCUGACCCUUUGGACAUUUUGAAAGAUCGGAUGCCGGAGUUUCAGCCCGACCUUAGUAAGACCGUAUGGACUAAAGUAAAUGAAGAAAAGGUCCGGAAGAUUAUAAGUGGGCUUAAGAGCACCGUGAGCCGCGAUUACUAUGGGUGGUCUACCAAGUUCCUUAAGGAAGUAGCGGAUGUCAUCAUUGCACCCCUCACCCUAGCUAUAAAUGACAGCCUGCAGCAGGGUUUUUUUCCGGCACUCAUGAAGAUCGCACGGACAGUGCCUAUAUACAAAAAGGGAGACCCCAACAUUCUGGCUAGCUAUAGGCCUAUCUCUUUGGUACCUGUCCUCGGCAAGGUUCUCGAGAUAGUAAUAAAGGAACAAACCUGCAAUUACUUUGAGUCAAACAACCUUUUUAGUGACUCGCAGCACGGUUUUCGGAGGGGCAGGUCUACUACUGGAGCAGUUUCAGUCAUUGCUGAUGAAAUCGCAAACGCUUUUGAAGACAGCGAGUCAGUAUCUCUACACUGUGUGAUCUGA
Macrosteles quadrilineatus (aster leafhopper) is the source of this 1197-nucleotide messenger RNA. RefSeq lists its product as uncharacterized. The coding region runs from base 1 to 1197 and encodes 398 amino acids. The transcript has a single exon. NCBI's taxonomy places the organism in Eukaryota, Metazoa, Arthropoda, Insecta, Hemiptera, Cicadellidae. The record is from RefSeq and is a predicted model, not a curated record.